AGAAAAUGGAGAUUAUGACGGGGCACACCUGUGACUCCUGCAGCUUCAACGGCACACUACUAGAGGUGGUACAACACAACAGGAAAGUGCAUGUGUCCGACAAGACCGACGCCACCUCAUGUUGUAUUUGCAGUGGACGCGUGCUUUCGUGCAACCUUCGAAGGCACAUCCGUAAUUGCCAUCCCGAUGACUGUGCCGUUCGGUGCUACAUUUGCAGUGAACCUUUUGUUGAGGACAAAGAUAUGCGGAAUCAUGUCAGAUGUGGCUGCCUCAAGCAUCCCGGCAAAGCCAGAUCUUCUUUCAUUAUCGGGGAAAAAAAGAAAAGCAAAAAACGUGGCCAGGCAUCUACUGCUAGUGCAGCAUCGAUUCCGGCUAAUUUCAACAGCUUUCUGGAUCAUUGCCGCCCCGAUGACGUCAACAAGUACAUCUCCAAACAUCUACAGACGGACGCGGCAUACCGUAGUGAGUGCAGCGAUGUGGUUGAUCGCGUGGACACGUUCUUUGAAGACUGCGAGGGUUUCACGCUUGACAGGUUCAUCCAGGGUGGUUCAAUUGGCAAGGGAACGGUCAUCAAGUCCAAGUCUGACAUUGACUGUGUGAUGUUCACAUCCAAUCUGCCGUCAAUCGACAGCCCUGACUACAGUCGCCAGCUGCAGUUUUCCCUCGAGUGGGUAGAAGACAAGCUGAAGGAAUCCAGGCUCAGCAUCGCCUACAACCUGGAGGUACUGGGUCGCACCAGCCACGCCGUGAAGCUGAGAGUGAAGACCAAGAAGAAAGGUCACGAGUCACACGACGUAGACCUACUCCUUGCAACAGAUCUACUGGGGGAAUGCCCAACUCAGGAACAUCACUAA
Branchiostoma floridae (Florida lancelet) is the source of this 854-nucleotide messenger RNA. RefSeq lists its product as uncharacterized. Bases 6 to 854 code for a protein of 282 amino acids. Lineage: Eukaryota; Metazoa; Chordata; Leptocardii; Amphioxiformes; Branchiostomatidae. Gene Ontology annotation, biological process: regulation of ribonuclease activity. Gene Ontology annotation, molecular function: 2'-5'-oligoadenylate synthetase activity; double-stranded RNA binding. Gene Ontology annotation, cellular component: cytosol; membrane; nucleoplasm. The transcript is spliced from 7 exons. The record is from RefSeq and is a predicted model, not a curated record.